AUGGCUCCUCUCAAGGUCGGCGACAAGCUCCCCGAAGGUGUCAAGUUCACCUGGGCUCCCAUUCUUGAGGAGGACCCCACCGUCUGCGGUCGUCCUCAGGAAUUCGACGCCAACAAGGAAUUCGCCGGCAAGAAGGUCGUCCUCGUCAGCGUUCCCGGCGCUUUCACCCCUGGCUGCCAGGCCUUCCACGUCCCUCCCUACAUCCAGAAGCUCGAUGAGUUGAAGACCAAGGGUGUUGAUGCUGUUGCCAUCAUUGCCUUCAACGAUGCAUUCGUCAUGAACGCGUGGGGCAAGGUCAACAAGGCAAAGGAGCCUGUUUACUUCCUCAGCGACGACAAGACCCAGUUUUCCAAGAACUACGGCUGGCAGGCUGGUAUGGGUGACCGUAACGGCCGCUGGGCCAUGGUCAUCGAGAAGGAUGGCACCAUCUCUUACUCUGAGAACGAGCCCAACCCGGGCCAGGUCACGGUUUCGGGCGCCGAUGCUAUCCUUGCGAAGCUGUAG
This is a messenger RNA of Diplodia corticola, 504 nucleotides long. Its product is annotated as peroxisomal matrix protein. Gene Ontology annotation, biological process: cell redox homeostasis; hydrogen peroxide catabolic process; cellular response to oxidative stress. The record is from RefSeq and is a predicted model, not a curated record. Gene Ontology annotation, cellular component: peroxisome; mitochondrion; cytoplasm. Gene Ontology annotation, molecular function: thioredoxin peroxidase activity. Bases 1 to 504 code for a protein of 167 amino acids. The transcript has 5 exons. Lineage: Eukaryota; Fungi; Ascomycota; Dothideomycetes; Botryosphaeriales; Botryosphaeriaceae.